Cladocopium goreaui is the source of this 5253-nucleotide messenger RNA. Lineage: Eukaryota; Dinophyceae; Suessiales; Symbiodiniaceae. The record is from the annotation of a GenBank genome assembly.
AUGAAGCUGGACGUCGUAGCUCACUUGAUGUUGUGGAAGUGGGACAAUGAAAGGCCACUCAAGAGGUUGAGGGCUCAAGUUGCGGCUGGACAACUUUUCAGGCUGCCCACUGGAGAUGAUGUGACAGUGCAGGGUGAAUUCCAGCGCCUCACAAAGACUAGCGUGUUGUGCGUGUUGGAGAUGCAUGCAAAGCGGAAACAGAAGAAGUACAGAGAGGACCCACCUGACACGAGGUCCCAGAGGUUUGAGUUGUUGCGGAAGAAGUAUGCGCUCCUUCUGGCACAGGUGAUGAUCAACGCAGAGUACAAGGCUUGGAAGCCAUUUGAACGUUGGUUGGAAACCCACAAGGGUUGUCUUUUCCCUCGGGAUGUGAGAGAUGCCAUUGACUACUUGCAGCACAGGAUCAACGAGGGGUGCGGGAAGACAGUCCCGGACUCAUUGAAUGCGACCUUGGUGUUGCUGGAGCAGACCGGCAGAGUGAUGGAGUGUAACAGGAUUUCAGAUGAUCCAGUGUGGAAGGGCCACAUCAAAUCGUGGUCAGCCGAGCUCGCAGCAGAAGCUGCACCGCGGAAGCCUGCAGAGAUGUACACGGUGGCCAUGGUCAUUUCACUUGAGCUCACAGUGGUGGACACGGCGCUCCCUGCAUUCCACCGCGCAUUGGCAUGGAUAGUGCUAUGCAUGCUCUGGGCAGCACUGAGGUGCGACGACGUGCAGGCGAUUUUGCCUCACAGGAGCAUGCUUUCAAAUUUUGGUUUGAGGUUGGUGCUCGGGAAGACCAAGACAACAGGUCCUGACAAGAUGCAGAAAGAAGUAGCGGCAUUUGUGUACCGUACAACUUCGAUUUCUGGUGAAGACUGGCUUCGAGCAGGCUUUGAAGUUUGGGAGUCAGAUGAGUUUCGGUUCAGACGGGACUACAUGGUUAUGGAACCAGCUGCGGAUUGGAGCAAAGUUAGGAGGAAGUUCCUGACGCCGGCUGGGCUGAGCUCUGAGAUUUCAAAGCUCUUGAGCCUUUUGUGUGUCCCACGGAGGGCUGGGCACGGUUGGGAGCUUAUGCCACAUGUUUUGUUGCUGCCAGAUGGUUUGGAGUCAUUUUUCAGUGGUCACAGUCCUCGAAACUUCCUCACUUCGAUUGCCGCUGCAAUUGGAUUUUCCAGGGAUGAGCGUGCAUUUCUUGGUAGGUGGACAAUGGGCAUGACAUCUGCUGAAGAGUAUGUGAGGACUUCUAGACAGGUUGUUUUCAAGAUUCAACGUGCUGUCAACCGAAGUCUUGUUGAAGGGAAGGAUGAGCAGUACUUCGAGGACGAGGCCAUCCAAAGGCUUUGUGAUGCUGCAGAGAUGUCAGGUGCAAACCCAAACAGAAUCAAGAAACGUCAUACGGUGUUGACAAACUGGUCUGGCCGCAAUUCUCUUGGUGGAAUUUUUCCAACAAUUGAGGUGUUUGAUGACGAUUUGCAGGAGCCUGACAAUUCUCUUGAGGCCCAGGUUGCUUUGGCAGAGUCGGUGGCCAAGUUGAAUGAAAGGGAGGCAACUCUUGCCCCAAAACCCACCAAAUACUUCAUCACAAUUUCCAGAAGGACUUCACUGAGGAGGUUGCAUUUGACUGGAUGUUUCGUCAAACCUGGACUGAUCUCACGCGACCUGUGCGCGCUUGUGUGGGACAGAAUGGACCCUGCAGCACAAAGGGAAUUUGUGAGAGACAACAUGGAUGCUGACAUGCAAUUCAUACUGGGAGAAUCAGGCGUUGGGCUGGAGAAUCAAGUUGCGAUUGCACGCCAUUAUGGCACCUUGCGCAAGUUUAGCGCACUGGGGGACGACAGAGCAGCUAUUCGAACUUCAUGCUUACAAGAUUUUGCCAUGCCGAACGACACACCGGCAGGCCGUGCACAAGUGGCCUCAGUCGUUGCAGCUUGGGAGACGGCGAAGGAGUACAUGGCAAAAGAGAUUGAGUUGAAGGCUGAAGCUAAAGUGCUGGGCCAACCAAGGGUGCUUCAGAUACAUGAGAGGCAGGCUAUGCUGAGAGCUGUUGAGGCAGUACAUGGCCAGCUCAACGACUCUGAGUGCCCGUCCUCGGACUACCUUUCUUUGAAGGCUGAGGAGACAGAGUGCAAUGAGCCGACGGCAGCACCGCUGGACGAGAUACUGAGCAAGCAGGCUUCUUCCAAUUCACAGAUCCAGUCGGCGGUGGACAAUACAGGCCACAUCAGGGUCACCAGGACCAAGACCAAGGCAAAGAUGCCGGUGUCAACGGAGGAAUACAGAAAGGUGAUGAAGGUGGAGACAUACGCAUGGCUUGCAAUGUCUUCACGUUACAAAGCAAAGCAUUGGUUGCAUGGAUUGACAGCGACACCGUUUCAAAAGUUCACCGAGUAUAUUUUGGGUGAUCGUGUGUAUGGGUUGCAGAUCCCAACAACAUCUUCAGAGACAGCUCAACAACGUGUCAAGCCUGACUGGGCAAUUGUUUUGGCUUACGAGCACAAGCUCAGGAAGGAAGCGAUGAAAAAGGUGUUGUCUGGGCACACCCUAUCUGACGCGCUGGAGGCUGUCAUUAAGGACCCGGACCUCAAAGAGGCGUACUUCACAACGCCCAUGGCAUUGCGUGCAUCGAUGCCUGAAGCGCAGCCUAACAAGUUCUUGCGCUACAACAACAAGGGUGGGUCUGGCAGUUUCAGUGGCAAGCAGUUUGCACCCUUCACAAAGGGAAAAGGGAAAGGAUCAAAGGGCAAGUCGAAAGGCAAGCCUGCAGACCCACGUCUUAAGGGAUUGAGCCUGGCUUGGAGGACCCCUGACCAACGUGAACUUUGUUUUGCUUGGAAUGCAGGGGAUUGUGAUGGCAGUUGCGGCAGAGUUCAUCAGUGCAGAGUCAAAGGUUGCUAUGCCAGCCACAAGGCGGUGGAUCAUGCCAAGGCCUCACAAUCCAAAGGUUUCAGACUGGAGUUGAUGGAAUUCGACAUUGAGCGUUCACCAGAGCAUGAUUUGACAGACGAGAAGUUGUGGGAGCGCAUUGGUGACCUUUUGAAGGAAGGUUUUCCUUGGCUCAAGAACCGUGACAUGCAGAAGGUGGAAGCAUCCUUCGGAAGGGGGUUGGUCGAUGAGUCAGUUCAGGCUCCUGGCAAGAGAAGGAGAUUACAAUCUGGCCAUACUGAGCCUUCAACAGGGCUGGCGUUGCAGUCCAGCUCAGUUGCCAAACAUAGCAUGGUUUCAGGGGAGCGAGGUUGCAAGCAGGUUGAGGAUUCUGGAAAAGAAAUGGGGGAGUCCCCCGCGCGACAGAGUAACAUGGAUGCAGGGUCACAAAGCAUUGAUGAUGAACAGAAGUGGCCUGACAAUGGAAGCGAUGAAUUUGAUUUGGCAGCCUGUUGCAAUUCUGGUACACCAAUUGGUGUGGAGUGGGACACGGUCCGGAGAGGUUUUAUCGAUGGUUUUGGGCUGUGCAGUCCAUGCAGGUGGAAACCUUCAAGGAGAGGGGAUGGACGUACAUCGGAUAUGGUCAAGUUGGCUGAUGAUACUUACAAGAUUCUUGCAGAUGCUGUUACUGCAGAAAUUAAGGAUGUGCGGCGAGAAGCUUUCAAACUGGUGACAGGCAAGUUGCUUGAGUCACCUUUCUCCGAGAGUUGUCUGGAGAGGGUCAGAUCGAAGUGGUUUGCAUUGCUGGAUGAUCCUCAGAGUGCGGCCGUGGUAGAUGAUGGACAACCAUUUUAUUUGAGGGCACUUUCUCAGUGGCUCAAGCGUUUCAAUGAUCCAGAUGUUCACUGGUUGACUGACGUUGAGGAUUCAUUUGCUUCUGGGGUUUUCGUUGGGGUUGACAAGCAGCUACCGAGAUCACCGCAGGUCUUUCCUCCCAAGCUGAAACAUAGAAAGCUGGAUGAAACAGAGUUUGUGCCGAUUGCAGAGAACUAUGCUUCUGCCCAAGUUUCGGCAAAGGAGCUUGAGGACAAGUUUAGGGAGGAGGAGAGUUUGGGCCGCAUGCAUCCCUCUAAGCUGGGUGUCCUUAAACAGGAGUUUGGAGAUUCUUUGAGAGUGGCGUCGAUGGCUGCAAUCAUGAAGCCAGACGGAACUGUGAGGCCUUUGCAUGACGCCACCCACUCGGUGAUGGUGAACCACAGCAUUGUUUACAGGGACAAGAUAGAUUGUCCGGGCCCUGCUGAAAUAGCCUCUAUCGUGCGCGAGGCAACAUCAACUGGAGAGGCCCCCUUUUGCGUGAGCGCCGACAUUAAAGCUGCUCACAGGUUGGUCAAGAUUAGAAGACGCGAUUGGGGUUACUUGUGUUGCCGUGCAGACUCAGGUUCCAGCACAGUUUGGGUUAACCACACUGGCACUUUCGGUGUGGCAAGUGCACCAUACUGGUGGGCGAAGCUGGCUGGUCUCAUUGGGAGGUUUGUUGGCCACAUGUUCCACAAGCGCUGGUUGAUGCACAUGAUUUACGUUGACGAUUUGCAUGGUGCGUUUGUGGGGUGCGAGAAGUUCUUGCAUCUAUGGGUUUGGGUCCUGGCGUUUGAGAUGGUGGGCACACCGUUCGGAUACCACAAGUUCAAAGGGGGGUUCGCUUCUGAGUUUGUUGGAUACCACAUCAGAUAUGACUUGUCCCAAGUUGGGAUCACAGUCAAGCGAGGUGACUGGCUGGUGCAGUGGAUCUUAAAGGUGAGAUCCAAUGGAUAUGUGGUACCAGCCAGGGAGUUCGCUGAAUUUUUGGGGCGGCUUGGUUUCAUUUCACAACUCAUCACUUGGUUGAAGCCCCACUUGGCGCCACUUUAUGCCUGGUCAGCAGUGACUGCGAGGGGCACAGUUGGGCGCUUGCCGGAGACAAUCAUUUUGACCUUGAGGUACAUUGAAGUUCAGCUGACAACAGGGUCAUACAUGGAAACAAUGGAAAGGAAGACUUUAGAAGUACAUUUGGUUGCGGGUACAGACAACUUGGCCAACCAGGCCUUAUCGACCAAACGCUCAACGACGAAGUGGCCGUUGAUGGCAGUGAACAUGCAGUUAUCAGCAGCGCUCACGAGGGCUAGGCUGUCAUUAGGCCUUCAGUGGAGGCCGAGGGAAGAGAACACGGAGGCUGACCAACUAACAAAUGAAGAGUUUUCAGGCUUCAGGGAGGAUCAGAGGGUGGUGUUGACUUGGAGCAGUUUAGAGUUGUCUGUCUUGAUGGAAUUGGUGAGGACGAGGACAGAGUUUGAUCUUGCGAGGGACGCGGCAAGAGAGGCCGCCAAAGUGGCACCAAAGUUGCGCAAGGGAAAUGUGGACAAGUCACCAUGGUGA